AUGCAGCAAGCCAAUGACAACCAAGCCAGGAGAGAUAGGAGCUGCUUUGAGAGCCUGACCUUAUGGGACCUGAAGAGCCACAACCACAUUAAAGACAGAGAAGAAGAUGUGGAAUAUCAGGAGAGGAGCGAGAGUGAGGAAGGAGAUGAGGGGGAGGAGGAAGAGUAUGUAUGUGUGAUAAUAGAAGGGUCAGAGGUUGAGGAAGAUGAGGAGGAAGAGGAAGAGGAGGAGGAAUACGAGGUUACAUGUGUAGGGAGUAUGUGGAGGAAGAGGAUGUUUGUUAGAGGUUGUGGAGGUUUGUUAGAGGUUGUGGAGGAAGAGGAGGAAGAGGAGUGUUUGUUAGAGGUUGUGGUGAAAGAGGAGGACGAAGAAGAAAGAGUGGAGAGUCACCUGGCCACUAAAUUCCCUGAGUGUAAGUUCCUGAUGAUCCUCGCCGGGCAGUGUGUCCCCAACUACCCUGUCAGCCACCUCCCCACCCUGUUCAUCUACGACUCAGGAUGUAUCAUCAACUCACUGAUAGGAGAGAAGGCCUGUGGAGGGAGGAACGUAUUGGAAGAUGAGCUGAAGUGGAUGCUGGCCCAGUCGGGAGCGUUUGUGAUUGACAGCUACGAGGCCUUAUACCAGGAGAGCACGCCCAUCACGACGCCGCGUUCGGAACAGGAACAGGAAGACGACAGCGACGACCAGUCUGAUCACUAUGACAACCAAGGCGCCGAGGUGUAG
Oncorhynchus gorbuscha (pink salmon) is the source of this 723-nucleotide messenger RNA. RefSeq names its product phosducin-like protein 3. The transcript is spliced from 5 exons. Gene Ontology annotation, biological process: protein folding. Gene Ontology annotation, cellular component: cytoplasm. Bases 1 to 723 code for a protein of 240 amino acids. Lineage: Eukaryota; Metazoa; Chordata; Actinopteri; Salmoniformes; Salmonidae. The record is from RefSeq and is a predicted model, not a curated record.